AUGGAGACACAUCAGCACACACAGUAUAGGAGUGGAGACAGAUCACCACAGUAUAGGAGAGGAGACACAUCAGCACAGUAUAGGAGUGGAGACACAUCACCACAGUAUAGUAGUAGAGACACAUCACCACAUUAUAGGAGUGGAGACACAUCACCACAGAAUAGGAGUGGAGACACAUCACCACAGUAUUGGGGUGGAGACACAUUACCACAGUAUAGGAGUGGAGACACAUCAGCACAGUACAGGAGAGGAGACACAUCAGCACAGUAUAGGGGUGGAGACACAUCAGCACAGUAUAGGAGAGGAGACACAUCACAACAGUAUAGGCUAGGAGACACAUCAGUACAGUAUAGGAGGGGAGACACAUCACCACAGUAUAGGAGUGGAAAAACAUCACCACAUUAUAGGAGUGAAGACACAUCAGCACAGUAUAGGGGUGGAGAUUCAUCACCACAGUAUAGGAGUGGAGACACAUUAUCACAGUAUAGGAGUGGAGAAACAUCAGCACAGUACAGGAGAGGAGACACAUCAGCACAGUAUAGGGAUGGAGACACAUCAGCACAGUAUAGGAUAGAAGACACAUCAGCACAGUAUAGGAGAGGAGACACAUCAGUACAGUAUAGGAGGGGUGACACAUCACCACAGUAUAGGCUAGGAGACACAUCAGUACAGUAUAGGAAGGGAGACACAUCACCACAGUAUAGGAGUGGAGACACAUCACCACAUUAUAGGAGUGAAGACACAUCAGCACAGUAUAGGGGUGAAGAUACAUCACCACAGUAUAGGAGUGGAGACACAUCACCACAGUAUAGGAGUGUAGACACAUCAACACAGUACAGGAGGGGAGACACAUCAGCACAGAGUGGAGACACAUCACCACAGAAUAGGAGUGGAGACACAUCACCACAGUAUUGGGGUGGAGACACAUCACCACAGUAUAGGGGUGGAGACACAUUACCACAGUAUAGGAGUGGAGACACAUCAGCACAGUACAGGAGAGGAGACACAUCAGCACAGUAUAGGGGUGGAGACACAUCAGCACAGUAUAGGAGAGGAGACACAUCACAACAGUAUAGGCUAGGAGACACAUCAGUACAGUAUAGGAGGGGAGACACAUCACCACAGUAUAGGAGUGGAGACACAUCACCACAUUAUAGGAGUGAAGACACAUCAGCACAGUAUAGGGGUGAAGAUACAUCACCACAGUAUAGGAGUGGAGACACAUCAGCACAGUAUAGGAGUGGAGACACAUCAACACAGUACAGGAGGGGAGACACAUCAGCACAGAGUGGAGACACAUCACCACAGAAUAGGAGUGGAGACACAUCAGCACAGUAUUGGGGUGGAGACACAUCAGCACAGUAUAGGGGUGGAGACACAUUACCACAGUAUAGGAGUGGAGACACAUCAGCACAGUACAGGAGAGGAGACACAUCAGCACAGUAUAGGGGUAGAGACACAUCAGCACAGUAUAGGAGAGGAGACACAUCACAACAGUAUAGGCUAGGAGACACAUCAGUACAGUAUAGGAGGGGAGACACAUCAGUACAGUACAGGAGAGGAGACACAUCAGCACAGUAUAGGGGUGGAGACACAUCAGCACAGUAUAGGAGUGGAGACAGAUCACCACAGUAUAGGGGUGAAGAUACAUCACCACAGUAUAGGAGUGGAGACACAUCAGCACAGUAUAGGAGUGAAGACACAUCAGCACAGUAUAGGGGUGAAGAUACAUCACCACAGUAUAGGAGUGGAGACACAUCAGCACAGUAUAGGAGUUGA
Ostrea edulis (European flat oyster) is the source of this 1779-nucleotide messenger RNA. Its product is annotated as RNA-binding motif protein, X-linked-like-3. Lineage: Eukaryota; Metazoa; Mollusca; Bivalvia; Ostreida; Ostreidae. Bases 1 to 1779 code for a protein of 592 amino acids. The record is from RefSeq and is a predicted model, not a curated record. The transcript has 4 exons.